ACCCGCUGUUCGAGUUGUUGACGUCAAAUUUAGAUUGAUGUGCCAAAAUGGUUGCUGUCAAAGUUCUUUUCGCUGUAGCAUUUGAUCAGUUCUAGAUCCGUGUAUCUUUGUUGAUUGUGCAAGAUGGUGACCGCCAAGAAGCAGAAAAAAGCUUUGGAGAGCAUCAACGCCCGCCUGGCGCUGGUGAUGAAGUCGGGCAAAUCGUGCCUGGGCUACAAACAGACGCUGCGCACGCUCCGCCAGGGAAAGGCCAAACUGGUCAUCAUUGCCAACAACACGCCGCACCUCCGCAAAUCCGAGAUUGAGUACUACGCCAUGUUGGCCAAGACCGGUGUGCACCAUUACAAUGGCAACAACAUCGAGCUGGGUACGGCUUGCGGUAAAUACUUCCGCGUGUGCACGCUCUCGAUCACCGAUGCCGGAGACUCCGAUAUCAUUCGCAGCCUGCCAGAAGCUCAGGCCGGUGGACAGUAAACGGUGAUGCGUGGCGCUGUAAAUAUUCCACCUGCUUGCUAAUGGUGAUUUUCCAUCGUAUGGGAAAUGCUGAAUGGGCAGUUACAAAAUAAAAUCCAGGUGUCUGUGUGCGCUCACACGAAGAAUCCGA
Molecule: messenger RNA, 604 nt
Organism: Anopheles stephensi (Asian malaria mosquito)
Lineage: Eukaryota; Metazoa; Arthropoda; Insecta; Diptera; Culicidae
Gene: RpL30
Product: 60S ribosomal protein L30
Exons: 4
Coding region: 124-474 (116 amino acids)
Cellular component (GO): cytosolic large ribosomal subunit
Molecular function (GO): structural constituent of ribosome; RNA binding
Source: RefSeq, a predicted model, not a curated record